GUAAUUGUAUUUCUGGCUGCUUUAAAAUGGCUCGAUCAUAACUAUCUGGAAAGAGAAAAAUAUAUUAAACAAGUGAUGGAUAACAUCAGAUUUUCUAUGAUGACUUUAGAAGAGAUCGUAGCUUGUUAUCAUCCACCGAUAUUGCCUGGUAUCAUAGAACAUGUGUUCGUGAGAAAUCUUAUAACCGAUGCCACGUGUUAUAUUUCGGCAAAGAUGUGUGGACAAGUUACAAAAUUUACUGAUUACAAUAACAAUCCACGACGUUACCUACUGAGCGACCAUCCUUUAGAACUAUGGAAUACAUCUGAGUAUGAUGUUACUUGUGAAACAUUAUGGGGAAAGAAAACAAAAGCAGAAAAGACGAUUCAGUCGUAUUUUAAACGUUAUCUUUUCGCUAAAAGAUUUAACAAAAGAACAAAUGAAAUUGUAAAAAUUCAAGUAGCAAGUCGCAGUCAUUUAUUCAGAAAAAGUUCAAUAAAUUCACAGAAUUUAGAGGUUUGAUAGUCAAUCGCAUUUAAAUUUGUCAUUCGU
Centruroides sculpturatus (bark scorpion) is the source of this 531-nucleotide messenger RNA. RefSeq lists its product as uncharacterized. The record is from RefSeq and is a predicted model, not a curated record. The transcript is spliced from 3 exons. Bases 76 to 501 code for a protein of 141 amino acids. Lineage: Eukaryota; Metazoa; Arthropoda; Arachnida; Scorpiones; Buthidae.